AUGAAGCCCUCCUCCAUUCUCUACACCAAGAUCAACGCUCCUCCCCUCAAGGUUAUCUCAAGCCGCGGUCACUACCUCCUCACCGAAGAUGGCCGGGAGAUCUUCGACGCAACAGGCGGCGCAGCCGUCGCCGCCCUGGGCCAUAACCACCCCGUCAUCAAGCAAGCGAUCACGCAGCAACUGGACGAAGUCGCAUACUGCUACUCCCCAUUCUUCACCACGCCCGCUGCAGAGCGCAUCGCACGCCUUCUGACCGAGUCAACCGACGACGAGAUGACGAAGACCUUCAUCGUGAGCUCCGGCACCGAAGCCAUCGAGGCAUCGCUCAAACUAGCCCGACAGUACCACGUCGAGCGGGGAGAGCCCCAGCGCAACAGGUUCAUUGCACGCAGACAGUCGUACCACGGGAACACCUUGGGUGCUCUGGCAACGGGGUAUCACAAGGCCCGGAGAGCGGUGUACGAGGAUAUCCUCGCCAAGAAUGUCUCGCAUGUUUCUCCCUGCUACCCAUACCGUGGUAAGAAGCCCGGCGAGAGUGACGAGGGCUAUGUGCAGCGACUGGCGGAUGAGCUCGACAGCGAAUUUCGGGCGGUCGGACCGGAUACAGUCUGCGCGUUCAUCGCGGAGACGAUCGCUGGAGCGUCACUGGCUUGCGCGACCCCUGUGCCGGGCUACUUUCAAGCUAUGAAGGCAGUAUGCGACCGCUACGGUGCGCUUUUGAUCAUGGACGAGGUCAUGUCAGGCAUGGGCCGCUCGGGAACUCUGCAUGCGUGGGAGCAGGAGGGUGUCGUGCCUGAUCUUCAGACCGUUGCAAAGGGUCUGGGAGCUGGAUAUGUGCCUAUCGGGGCAUUGUUGGUUGGGAAGAAAGUGGUCAACACGCUGGCCCAGGGCACCGGCGGGUUUGUGCACAGCCAGACAUAUCAAGGGCAUCCGGUGGCAUGUGCUGCCGCUUAUGCCGUGCAAAGAUUGGUUCAGGAGCAGGAUUUGCUGAGCAAUGUCAAGGUCCAAGGGGAUUACUUGGGGCGACUGCUGAAAGAGCGCAUCGAGGGCCAUCCGAACGUAGGGGAUAUCCGUGGUCGAGGACUGUUCUGGGGUAUCGAGUUCGUCAAGGACAAGGAGACGAGGGCACCCUUCCCUGUGGGUGAUCAGAUCGCGCAGACAGUCCAUAUAACGGGAUUGCAGCCCGGGCAUGGCAUCUCCUUAUUGCCCAGCAGCGGGAAUGUCGAUGGCACUCAGGGUGAUGUCGUGUUGAUUGCCCCUGCGUACAACAUUACCGGUGGGGAGGUGGAGAUCCUGGUGGACAGGGUUGAGAAGGUCAUCGAGUCGGUAUUCGAGACGGCUGGAGCAUCCUAG
Aspergillus homomorphus CBS 101889 is the source of this 1353-nucleotide messenger RNA. Its product is annotated as PLP-dependent transferase. Gene Ontology annotation, molecular function: transaminase activity; pyridoxal phosphate binding. Lineage: Eukaryota; Fungi; Ascomycota; Eurotiomycetes; Eurotiales; Aspergillaceae. The record is from RefSeq and is a predicted model, not a curated record. The transcript is spliced from 4 exons. Bases 1 to 1353 code for a protein of 450 amino acids. Gene Ontology annotation, cellular component: cytosol.